Messenger RNA from Zea mays, 4067 nucleotides. RefSeq lists its product as uncharacterized. The coding region runs from base 1630 to 2907 and encodes 425 amino acids. The record is from RefSeq and is a predicted model, not a curated record. NCBI's taxonomy places the organism in Eukaryota, Viridiplantae, Streptophyta, Magnoliopsida, Poales, Poaceae. Gene Ontology annotation, cellular component: membrane. The transcript is spliced from 9 exons.
CUCGCGAUACAUAGAGAGGACCCGAGCAAUAGAUACAUCAAAGUUGGUUGUGUGGAUAAUGUCAUGACACUGGCAGUCAUGGCAAGCUUGGACUGGAAAGAGAUUAUUGUUUGGUUGUGUGCAUGCAAAAUGGUUGAAGAGGCGGCUGGUUUGUAAUGCUGGUGAUAACAAAAUGAAGAGGUUCAGGAAAGCAAAUAAAGAUAUAGAGUGCUAAAUUAUCAGCAUGAGCGUGGAGAGAAUUCAGGAGAGUGUGGUUGGGAGAGAAGCUGCCAUGUCAACCGUCGAGUCAUCAGGAUCAGCUUUAUCCCGGCAAAGGCCAGAAACCGUUACGAGUGGUCCACGAGGGUGGCUGCUGUGCGGCCUAUCUUCUCCCUGUCCAAUCUCUGCUUCUCCCUCCUCUCCCACCCAGAAUCAGAAGCAUCGCGAGUCGUCGCCGGGACACCGACGACUGGGCGAGUGCUGCCGCCGGCCUUUCUCCAGGUCUUUGCCGGACGCCCUCCUGACCUUCAUGAGCUGUUCCGCGGUCGCCUCCGAUGGCAUUGCGCUGCACUUCCCUACCCCGUCGAGGGCAGGACCCUCCGCGGAGGAGGAGGUGUCUGCGCGUGCGGGGUGCUCGCUCUCGGUUCCCACAGGAGUACUAGGAGAGCGAGGCGCAGGCAGUCAGGCACCGAGACACGCGCCAGGGCAGAACCAAGUAUGCUAUGCAGAUUGUAUUACAUGCAUUACCUAAUAAAGACAGGCGUGUCCAGAAGGUGUCACUUGCAGCUGAGCUACUCGAUUCGAAAAAGGCAAGAUACUGUCUUGAAGUAGAGAUUGGCAAAUCUCCUCCGCUUUCUGAUGACGACGUCUGGUAUGAGCUGCGGGAAAAAAAAUGCUGAAUACAAUAGCUUUCUUGUCAAGUCAUUACUUUUUGUAAAAUCACCAUCCAUCAGAAUCAUUACUUUUAUAGCACCUACUUUGGACCAAAGAUGUGUCAUCCAGUUAGCGUAACUAGCAGACAGCUUUCUGUAAUAAUGUAUAGGCAAUGUAAAUUUGUCUGAUUGAUUAUCAUGGCCUUUUGUUUCUCCAAAUGAAUGUAUAGGGUUAUGUUGUUAUCAUACAUCUUACUUUUACUCCCUCCUCACAUUCAGGUUGCGAUGCUGAAGUUCACAGGAUUUAAGUUGCUAAACAACAUUUCAGACAGUGGGAAGGCCUUCCUAAUGAUUCUAGUAUCAGACAUCCUUCUAGGGUUACUGUUCCAGGAUGUCCAGAGCUUCAUGUAUUUUAGAACUGAAACGUGUCGACAUCAGAAGAGGGAGGCAUAAUGAGUUGCAGGGUUCAGUAUGCAGUAAAAGGAAUCGCCAUGCCCACAUCUACCUGGGCCUUUUAGCCGGGCCGAAUCCCGGCAAAGGCCCACUGUAGACCCAGAAGAAACCGCUAGAGUUGUCCAUGAGGUGUGAGGCCCAUGAGGGUUGCUGGUGUGGCGCGUCCGUGGAUUUCUCUCUAGCAGGCUAUGCCUGCCUGGAUCAUCCCGACUCUUCGUCUCCAGCUGGCAGCUGCUGCUUCUCCGGGUGCAUCUGCCCCUGCGUUCCAAGUACCGCUGGGGCCAGCUAUCUUGCUACUUGCUAGGCAGCAUAUGGUCCGCGUUUCAUGACCUUCAUGAGCUGUUCCGCGGCCGUCUCCAACAGGACCCUCUGCGGGGGCCACGGCGCUGUCUGCGCGCGCGGGGUGCUCGCUCUCGGUUCCCACAGUAGUAGGAGGAGGGCGAGGCGCAGACACGCGGUGGUCUUCGCUAAGAGGAGGCGGCGGCGUCUCAGCAAAUGGCAGCGGCCGUGGUGGAAGACCUUCUUUUCUGACUGGAACGAAGACGACGAGAGCCUGGCCGGGUGGAGGGAGGAGGACGAGCUCUUGGAGGAGAUUGGCGCCAACCAGGAGCUGUCGGACAAUGAAAAGUUCAAGGUGUGGAUGAGUAAGGCCGAGGCAAUCGUUGAAAUGCGCGAGGCCCAGCAGGAUGCGAUGAACGCCGAGGAGCGAUCGUGGGAGGAUUGGAUCAGUGGUGGCGGCACGUCAGGGACUGGAGGAGGUGGGGACUGGAAUCGGGAGGACAGCUUGUUGGACCAGAUAACUGAUGAUCCUGCAGAGAUUGUGAGGGACAAGAGCAUUAUUCAGAUUUUCAGAGAUUCCAUCAAUGAGGAUUACGAGGACAUGCUGUUCGAAGAUCGAGUGUUUAUGUAUGCCUCGACAAACUCGGCCAAAUUUCUAGCAUUGUUGAUUGUGGUUCCAUGGGUGAUAGAUUUUCUAGUGCAUGACUAUGUUAUGAUGCCCUUUUUAGAGAGGUAUGUCCAGAAGGUGCCACUUGCAGCUGAGCUACUCGAUGUAAGGCGCAGCCAAAAGCUGCAGAUGGUUAAAGACCUAAAUAUUGAAAAGGCAAGAUAUCGUCUUGAAGUAGAGAUUGGCAAAUCUCCUCCACUUUCUGAUGAGGAGGUCUGGCAUGAGUUGCGGGAAAAAGCGAUAGAGUUGAGGGAUGAUUGGAGGCUAGAAAAUCGAAAUGCUUUCGCAAAUAUAUGGUCCGAUACUGUUUAUGGAAUUGUGCUAUUUCUUCUUAUGUGCUUCAACCAGAGCAAAGUUGCAAUGCUGAAGUUCACGGGAUAUAAGGUGCUAAAUAACAUUUCAGACAGUGGGAAAGCCUUUCUUAUUAUUUUAGUAUCGGACAUCCUUCUAGGCUACCAUUCAGAGUCAGGUUGGCAUACAUUGGUAGAAGUUAUUCUCGAGCAUUAUGGGCUUGAAGCUGAUGAAGCGGCGGUCACAUUUUUUGUUUGUCUGGUUCCAGUGGCUUUCGAUGUGUACAUAAAAUAUUGGGUAUACAAAUACCUUCCAAGAUUAUCACCCAGUGUGGGAAACGUUUUGGAUGAAAUAAAGCGCCAUUAGAGAACUUUUUUUAGUUUCCUUAUUGGGAAAUUGCUUGAGAAUUUGUCGCCUUCCAGGUAUGUACUGGGCUCUGGAUUCCUACUCGCUUAAUUUUCGGAGUUUGAACAGUUAGUGGAGAAUCUAUUCACUAACUGUGUUACACUGUGCCUAAGGUUAGUCGUUCGAAUUGAAGAACUAACCUUAGACAUAAAAGUUAGGCAAAGUGUAACAAAUUAGGUAGCGAAUCAAACAGGCAGUCCUUGAACAAUAAGGAUGCAUAUUUCUGUACGUUAGGAAUUACCAGGUUCAUUCUUUUGGCAAGAAAAAAAUAACAAUGUUCAUUUGAAAGGUGCUGUGUGAAAUAUUUUUCUCAGAUGACAGUGUAAAAUGUUAUGAAACAUUUUUUUUUUGUGUAUUCAACUUUUUUUUUCUUGUAUUAUGCUUGAGAUGAUGAAUACAUAAAUUUUCCCCAUCACUCAAGAAUGAACAUAUAACUGCCCCAACGCCAAAAGCCAUAAAUUAUCCUGACUAGAUAAUUUGAUUUUUUUUGUGUGCUUAGGCUGGGAAACUAAUUACAAUUUGCAGGUAGUCAAUGGCUUGGCAUAUAAAGUUUUAAAAUCUGAACGAUGUCUUCGUCUGAAAGGCCUUGCCUAGAAUGUCUGUCUGGUGAUCAAUCAGAGUCUCAGGCUGUUCGAGAAGACUGGGAAUUUGGAGAAGUAACCUAGGUAGUCCUUAUUCUAAAAGAAAGGUUCCAUGACUCGGAAUCAACGUCAGGCAAAAAUCUCUUCUCUCUUAUUUACAUGGUGUUAUCUACUUGUAAAAUAAGAAAUCGAAUGAUUUUGCGCGAAAUGAGACAGCCGUGCUGACGGACGUCUGUUCUGACCAACAAGCAAUUGUUUUUCCUUUGCUUUUGAGAUCUGAACUGACGGUUAGCUUCACGUUUCAAAUUUGCUUCGCUAAAAAAAGAUAGACCCAGUGUUAGCGGCUUCCACAUAAAUGAGGUCUAGUGAAGGAAUAAUCGAGUCUUGCUCCUGUAUUUUUGCAGAGACUCAGAACAAGGAGGAUGCACUGUUGCUUUAUGGACAAAUUGCACUUCUCUAUUUUUUCCUUUGACUUUGCCAUUAUUGGACUUGUGACUUUUUUAUGGGGUUUCAUGCAUGCUAUGGUUAAUUCCCUCGCAA